This is a messenger RNA of Pyrus x bretschneideri (Chinese white pear), 2342 nucleotides long. Its product is annotated as probable inactive purple acid phosphatase 2. The record is from RefSeq and is a predicted model, not a curated record. The transcript has 2 exons. Lineage: Eukaryota; Viridiplantae; Streptophyta; Magnoliopsida; Rosales; Rosaceae. Gene Ontology annotation, molecular function: acid phosphatase activity; metal ion binding. Bases 41 to 2014 code for a protein of 657 amino acids.
CCAAUCCCAUUGCUCAUCAGUCACCGCAUCCGCCAUCGCCAUGGCCGUUCCUUCAACAACCUUCGUUUUCAUCCUCCUCCUCUUCACCUUCUUCCCUCCGACCCACCAAACUGUUUCACUCUCUCUCUCCCCAACCUCCCUCUCCAAAUCGGGCGACUCCGUCCUAAUCCAAUGGUCCGGCAUCGACUCGCCCUCUCGACUCGACUGGCUCGGCAUCUACUCGCCCCCUUCCUCCCACCACGACAACUUUAUAGGAUACAAGUUCCUCUCCUCCGCCCCCACAUGGAAAUCUGGGUCGGGCUCCAUUUCCCUCCCUCUGGUCAAUCUCCGAUUCAACUAUUCCUUCCGGAUUUUCCGCUGGAACGAGUCCGAGAUCGACCCCAACCACCUCGACCAGGACCACAACCCUCUCCCCGGCACCGCCCACCUGCUCGCCACCUCAGAUGACGAGGUUAGCUUCGAAUCGGGUCGUGUUCCGGAUCAGAUCCACCUCGCUUACACGGACGGAGAUGACGAGAUGCGGGUCAUGUUCGUGACGCCAGACGGCGGGGAGAGAAAGGUUCGAUACGGUCAGAGGGAGGACUCGCUCGAUGACGGGGCGGUGGCACGUGUGGGGAGGUAUGAAAGGGAGCACAUGUGCGAUGCACCCGCCAACAACAGUAUCGGGUGGAGAGAUCCCGGGUUUAUCCACGAUGCGGUCAUGACCCGACUGGGAAAAGGCGUCAGAUAUUAUUACAAGGUCGGAAGUGAUUCUGAAGGAUGGAGCAAAACGCACAGCUUUGUCUCACGAAACGAGGACUCGGAUGAAACUACGGCCUUUAUGUUUGGUGACAUGGGGACUGCAACACCUUAUGCAACGUUUCUUCGGACACAAGACGAGAGCAUAGCCACUGUGAAAUGGAUCCUCCGGGAUGUUGAGGCUCUUGGUGAAAAGCCGGCUUUUGUUUCCCACAUCGGAGACAUAAGCUACGCGAGAGGGUACUCGUGGUUGUGGGAUCAAUUCUUUAGCCAAAUUGAACCCCUUGCAUCCAAACUUCCAUACCAUGUUUGUAUUGGAAAUCACGAGUAUGAUUGGCCGUUGCAGCCAUGGAAACCGGAGUGGGCAACAAUGUAUGGGACAGAUGGUGGGGGAGAAUGUGGGGUGCCCUAUAGUCUUAAGUUCAACAUGCCUGGAAACUCAUCUGAACCGACUGGAACAAGUGCCCCAGCUACACGAAAUCUUUACUAUUCGUUUGAUGUUGGGUCAGUACAUUUUGUGUACAUUUCAACUGAGACCAAUUUUGUUGAAGGAAGCAAGCAAUUGGAAUUUAUAAAGCGGGAUUUGGAGGCAGUGGAUAGGAGGAAGACGCCAUUUGUGGUGGUGCAAGGACAUAGGCCGAUGUACACAACAAGCUACGAGAGAGGUGAUGCUCCUUUGAGGGUGAAAAUGCUGGAGCAUUUGGAGCCUCUGUUUGUGAAGAACAAUGUAAAUCUUGCACUAUGGGGACAUGUACACAGAUACGAGAGGUUUUGUCAGUUGGUAAACUAUACUUGUGGGAGUGUUGGACCUAUUCAUGUUGUGAUUGGGAUGGGAGGGCAAGACUGGCAACCGAUCUGGGAGCCUAGACCAGAUCAUCCAACUGACCCAGUGUACCCACAGCCAGAGCGGUCUUUAUACCGCGGUGGUGAAUUUGGGUACACUAGGUUGGUUGCCACAAGGAAGAAGCUUACACUUACUUAUGUUGGAAACCAUGAUGGGAAGGUGCACGACACAGUGGAGAUUCUGGCUUCAGGCCAAGUUCUCGGCGAUAGUGGAGCUGGUAGAGGCGGUAUCAAGUCUGUUAAUAUCGGUAGCAGUGGUGAUGCUGGGGUUAUUAGGAGCAGUGGAGAGUCUACAUUCUCUUGGUUUGUGAAGGGAGCAAGUGUGUUGGUGCUUGGGGUUUUUAUAGGAUACGUUGUGGGUUACAUUUCAUAUUCCAGGAAAAAGGCCGUUCCAGGAAGUAACUGGAUUCCUGUGAAGAGUGAGGAAACCUGAGCUCCUACAACUGCAGAUUGCUGUGUUUGUAAAUAUUCAAACUUUCUGCACACAUUUGGUGUCGGUAGUGACUUUCACUCCCGUUUUCUCUUCCCGCCAUCAUCCCCUUAUUUCUGCCCCGUCCUUGGAUCUUAUUUGAUUUGUUCGAUCCAAAAACUGCGAAAAAAAAGGAGUGGAGGAGAAGAAAAUAGGAAUGCAAAACUAUAUGGUGUAAUCUAGAGCUGUAUGGUUUUUGAAUCUGAACAUAAAGGCUCGUUUUAUUGCAUGUAUAUCCCAAAUAGGGGGAACCAGUUAUAUACAAUCAAAAGUAAUGUGCAAAUUUUCUGUA